Messenger RNA from Entelurus aequoreus (snake pipefish), 12145 nucleotides. It is a transcript of the gene spred3, whose product is annotated as sprouty related EVH1 domain containing 3. Gene Ontology annotation, biological process: multicellular organism development; negative regulation of MAPK cascade. Lineage: Eukaryota; Metazoa; Chordata; Actinopteri; Syngnathiformes; Syngnathidae. The record is from RefSeq and is a predicted model, not a curated record. The transcript is spliced from 6 exons. Gene Ontology annotation, cellular component: membrane. Bases 270 to 1772 code for a protein of 500 amino acids. Gene Ontology annotation, molecular function: protein kinase binding.
GAUGCUGCCAGCGGAAAAUGGCUGCUGCAACCUGGAGCCUGUCCUGAUCCACCGAGACGACACCGAGGCGGGCUGAGCCGAGCCGGGCCGGGUCGUGGCGAGGGGGGGGGGGGUGGUGGUGGUGGUGGUGGUGGCGGCGGUGCUGGCGGGACUGAGACGACGACGACGACGAGGAGGAGGAGGAGAGAGCGGAUGCGGGGAGGAUGUGAGCGCCAUCGGCGUGUGUUUGCGGACCAGAGCAAGAGGAGAGCCCGCUGCGAGCGGCGGCCAUGGAGGGCGACGUGCGUGUUCGCGCGGUGGUGAUGACACGUGACGACUCCAGCGGCGGCUGGGUGCCCCUCGGGGGUGGCGGCCUCAGUCACGUGGUCAUAUGCAAGGGGCGGAGCAGCGACAGCCGGGGGCGGAGAGAGCACAUCAUACGCGGGGAGAGGCUGCGAGACCGGGCGCCCGUGUUGGAGUGCGCCGUCCAGAGGGGGCUGGUCUACAACAAGGUCAACCCCAUCUUUCACCACUGGCGGGUGGACGAGCGCAAGUUUGGACUCACCUUCCAGAGUCCCGCCGACGCCAUCUCCUUCGAGAAGGGUCUGCAGGCCAUCUUGGACAAGCUGGACCGAGGCUCCGACUCGCCCUCGUCGUCCACGCCGGAGGAGGCAGACACUGAAGAUGACGGCCAAGCUUCCCAUACAGGAAGUGAGUCCUCGUCCAAUAGCAGGAAGGAGAUGCUCCCCAAACCCAUCACCAUAGUGACCAGCGAGUCAUCCGCCACCUGCUUCGUGCGGACCGAGGAGUUCAGUUUCGGAUCCGGCGGAACCAUGCAGACGCCUGCUCAGAUCCACACCAGGCCGGGACAGCAAACGACCACUCCGUUAAAUCCCCUGGCUCCGCUGCCGCCUGCUCCACCCUCCCCUCCGGCCUCGUCGCCUCUGUCGCCUACCAUCUCGCUGCUGGAGGAGGGGGACCUGCGCAGCGUGGAUCCCUGCAAGGACCUGUGGGGGUCCAGAGGGUACGAGGACUACCGGCGAGCCGGAGCCACCAGGACUAUGGUCGGGGGACUGACCGGGGGCGUGGUGGUAGAGAGCGGGGGGAGUCAUCAGGACAAGACGGAGUUGUGCGUGGUCCGCUUCGAGAAGGAAGCGGGGACGGCGGGCUGCGAGGUGACCGUGAGUUUGGACAGCAAGGCCGCCCAGCGUCUGUCCUCCUCCUCGCCCACCUGCAUGUCCAUCCCCAACGCUGUGUCCGGCGUGUCCUCAGGGGCCGGCUCCCCCCAGGAGACCGGCAAAGGCUCCCCUUCGCCCUGCUGCAUACACACCUCCUUGGCAACGCCUCGGUCGCGGACUCGUAAGAGGGGAGGAGGGGACCCCGGGGCCGUCUCUCCCGACGACGACAGCCCGUGUCCCCAGGCGUCGUCGUCGUGCUCGUCCCGCUGCGUGUACUGCCGCUCCGUGUUCAGCGCCUCUGAAAACGGGCGGGGCCGCUGCAGGGACGCCCCGGACCCGGCCCUGCACUGCCUGCGCCAGUGGACCUGCGUGUGGUGCGCAGAGAGCCUGCUCUACCACUGCAUGUCGGACUCUGAGGGGGAGUUCUGGGAGCCGUGCUCGUGCGAUGACUCCCUGGGGGGCCACCCGCACCCCCUCUGCUGCGCCCGCUGGUUGGCCCUCGUGGUCCUGUCGCUCUUCGUGCCCUGCAUGUGCUGCUACAUGCCUCUGCGCGCCUGCCUGCGCUGCGGCGAGAGGUGCGGCUGCUGCGGGGGGAAGCACAAGGCGGUCCGGUGAGACCGGGCUCGGGUCGGGAGGGCUCUCUCGGCGAGGGUGCGGAGCCUGGAAGCCCCUCCGCUGCAUUCCGCUCUCUUCUCAACCCGGGGGCCUUCUGGACUCGUCCACGCCCGCCGAGGAGGCCGCUCGGCCCGGGUUCUGUGGCGCCGCACGGAGCCUUGGACCCCGCUGAUGUAGAAUUAGCGAGCAGAGACUUGUCAACGCAAAGGACCAGGGGGGGUAACCACAAUGUGCUCCUUUAGACAAACAAAGAUGGUCGGUCUAUUUUAGUACACGUCAGACACGCCACCACACACACGGGAGGGGAAACGCUUUCGUGUUCGCCUGCGUCAUCUGUGGUCAGAUGAGUCGCCCUUUACCUCCAAACUUUACCUCACGCCACACGUCCACGAGCUGGAGGAGGGACAAUUACUAGCUGCAAUGACAACCGUGACGGUGCUUUGUAACUGUGGGGAGUUCAAGGAAGUGAGAAGAAUCACCUUUUCAUCUCCCCCAAAGAAAAACCAACCCCGCUAAUAAUCGGAGGAUAUAAAAAAGUGCAAUGAAGGAGAAUUUUUGGACGCCGACUUCGGGCAAAAAGUGAAACCUGUCGCGUGCGAACUGGCAAGGGGCCGCAACAUUAGGUACGCCUGCAUGACGGUACAAAAACUAAAGAGGACACGUUAGGAAGCGCUGGUGUGCCUAAUCAAGUGGCUUCUGAGGACGGAGUGAAAUUACUCCACAAGCAUCUUUUUACUCACACCCAACUGUUCACAAACUAUAUUCUUCCAUUAAUAUUUGCAAGUCAAAAAAUUAAAUUUUCUUCAAUUAAAAAACGAUUCAUAAGUAAAAAAAAAAAACUAUUUUCUUCAAGUAAAAAAUGAUUCAUAAGUAAAAAAACUAAACAAUUUUCUUCAAAUAAAAAACGAUUCAACGAACGGUUAAAACGAUUUAAAAAACAAAACAAUUUACUUAAAAAAAAAAAAGAUUCACAAGUAAAAAAACACAAUUUUCUUCCAUUAAAAACUAUUUAAGUUAAAAAAAAAAAAUUCUUCAAUUAAAAACCGAUUUAUAAGUAAAAAAAACAAAAUUUUCUUAAAUUAAAAAACGAUUCAUAAGUUAAAAAAAAAAUUCUUCAAUUAAUAAGUUAUUUGCAAGUAUACAUUUUUUUUUCUUCAAAUAAAAAACGAUUCAACGAACGAUUCAAACGAUUAAAAAACAACAACAAUUUACUUCAAUUAAAAAAAAGUUAUAAGUAAAAAUACACAAUUUUCUUAAAUAAAAAAAACAUUCAUAAGUUAAAAAAACAAUUUUUCAAUUAAGAAAUGAUUUGCAAGUAAAAAAAGUUAUUCGAUUACAAAAAUGAUUUGCAAGUAAAAAAAAAAUUAAAUUAAAACGAUUCAUAAGUAAAAAAACAAAACCAUUUUCUUCAAAUAAAAAACGAUUCAACGAACGAUUAAAACGAUUUAAAAAACAAAACAAUUUACUUCAAAUAAAAAAAGAUUCACAAGUUAAAAAACACAAUUUUCUUCCAUUAAAAACGAUUUGCAAGUUUAAAUUUUUUUUUUCUUCAAUUAAAAACCGAUUUAUAAGUAAAAAAAACAAAAUUUUCUUAAAUUAAAAAACGAUUCAUAAGUUUUAAAAAAAAUUCUUCAAUUAAUAAAUUAUUUGCAAGUAUAAAAAAAAUUUCUUCAAUUAAAAACGAUUCUUAAGUAAAAAAACUAAACAAUUUUCUUCAAAUAAAAAACGAUUCAACAAACGAUUGAAACGAUUAAAAAACAACAACAAUUUACUUCAAUUAAAAAACGAGUUAUAAGUAAAAAUACACAAUUUUCUUAAAUAAAAAAACGAUUCAUAAGUUAAAAAAACAAUUCUUCAAUUAAAAAAAUGAUUUGCAAGUAAAAAAAAGUUCUUCGAUUACAAAAAUGAUUUGCAAGUAAAAAAAAAAAAUUAAAUUAAAACAAUUCAUAAGUUUAAAAAAAACUAUUUUCUUCAAGUAAAAAAUGAUUCAUAAAUAAAAAAAACAAAACCAUUUUCUUCAAAUAAAAAACGAUUCAACGAACGAUUAAAACGAUUUAAAAAAAACAAAACAAUUUACUUCAAAUAAAAAAAGAUUCACAAGUAAAAAAACACAAUUUUCUUCCAUUAAAAACGAUUUUCAAGUUAAAAAUUUUUUUUUCUUCAAUUAAAAACCGAUUUAUAAGUAAAAAAAACAAAAUUUUCUUAAAUUAAAAAACGAUUCAUAAGUUAAAAAAAAAUUCUUCAAUUAAUAAGUUAUUUGCAAGUAUAAUUUUUUUUUCUUCAAAUAAAAAACGAUUCAACGAACGAUUGAAAAACAACAACAAUUUACUUCAAUUAAAAAACGAGUUAAAAGUAAAAAUACACAAUUUUCUUAAAUAAAAAAGCGAUUCAUAAGUUAAAAAAACCAAUUCUUCAAUUAAGAAAUGAUUUGCAAGUAAAAAAAAGUUCUUCGAUUACAAAAAUGAUUUGCAAGUAAAAAAAAAAAAUUCAAUUAAAACGAUCCAUAAGUAAAAAAACAACUAUUUUCUUCAAGUAAAAAAUGAUUCAUAAGUAAAAAAACAAAACCAUUUUCUUCAAAUAAACGAUUCAACGAACGAUUAAAACGAUUUAAAAAACAAAACAAUUUACUUCAAAUAAAAAAAGAUUCACAAGUAAAAAAACACAAUUUUCUUCCAUUAAAAACGAUUUGCAAGUUAAAAAAAAUGUUUUUCUUCAUUUAAAAACCGAUUUAUAAGUAAAAAAACUAAAUUUUCUUAAAUUAAAAAAACGAUUCAUAAGUUAAAAAAAAAUCUUCAAUUAAUAAAUUAUUUGCAAGUAUAAUUUUUUUUUUCUUCAAUUAAAAACGAUUCUUAAGUAAAAAAAACAAAACAGUUUUCUUCAAAUAAAAAACGAUUCAACGAACAAUUCAAACGAUUAAAAAACAACAAUUUACUUCAAUUAAAAAACAAGUUAUAAGUAAAAAUACACAAUUUUCUUAAAUAAAAAACGAUUCAUAAGUUAAAAAAACAAUUCUUCGAAUAAAAAAAUGAUUUGCAAGUAAAAAAAGUUCUUCGAUUACAAAAAUGAUUUGCAAGAAAAAAAAAAUUCAAUUAAAACGAUUCAUGAGUAAAAAAAAAACUUUUCUUCAAGUAAAAAAUGAUUCAUAAGUAAAAAAACAAAACCAUUUUCUUCAAAUAAAAAACGAUUCAACGAACGAUUAAAACGAUUUAAAAAACAAAACAAUUUACUGCAAAUAAAAAAAGAUUCACAAGUAAAAAAACACAAUUUUCUUCCAUUAAAACGAUUUUCAAGUUAAAAAAUUUUUUUUUCUUCAAUUAAAAACCGAUUUAUAAGUAAAAAAAACUAAAUUUUCUUAAAUUAAAAAACGAUUCAUAAGUUAAAAAAAAAAUCUUCAAUUAAUAAGUUAUUUGCAAGUAUACAUUUUUUUUUCUUCAAAUAAAAAACGAUUCAACGAACGAUUUAAACGAUUAAAAAACAACAACAAUUGAUUGAAUUAAAAAACGAGUUAUAAGUAAAAAUACACAAUUUUCUUAAAUAAAAAAACGAUUCAUAAGUUAAAAAAACAAUUCUUCAAUAAAAAAAUGAUUUGCAAGUAAAAAAAGUUCUUCGAUUACAAAAAUGAUUUACAAGUAAAAAAAAAAAUUUCAAUUAAAACGAUUCAUAAGUAAAAAAAAAACUAUUUUCUUCAAGUAAAAAAUGAUUCAUAAGUAAGAAAACAAAACCAUUUUCUUCAAAUAAAAAACGAUUCAACGAACGAUUAAAACGAUUUAAAAAACAAAACAAUUUACUUCAAAUAAAAAAAGAUUCACAAGUAAAAAACAAUUUUCUUCCAUUAAAAACGAUUUGCAAGUUAAAAAAAAUGUUUUCUUAAUUUAAAAACCGAUUUAUAAGUAAAAAAACAACAUUUUCUUAAAUUAAAAAACGAUUCAUAAGUUUAAAAAAAAUUCUUCAUUUAAUAAAUUAUUUGCAAGUAUAAUUUUUUUUUCUUCAAUUAAAAACGAUUCUUAAGUAAAAAAAACAAAGCAGUUUUCUUCAAAUAAAAAACGAUUCAACGAACGAUUCAAACGAUUAAAAAACAACAAUUUACUUCAAUUAAAAAACGAGUUAUAAGUAAAAAUACACAAUUUUCUUAAAUAAAAAAACGAUUCAUAAGUUAAAAAAAACAAUUCUUCAAUUAAAAAAAUGAUUUGCAAGUAAAAAAAAGUUAUUCGAUUACAAAAAUGAUUUGGAAGUAAAAAAAAAAUUAAAUUAAAACGGUUCAUAAGUUAAAAAAAACCCCACAAUUUUCUCAAAUAAAAAAUGAUUCAACGAACGAAUCAAACGAUUAAAACAUUUUUUUUACUUAAAAAAAAAUACAAAUAUUCACAAGUAAAAAAAAUAUUUUCUUCCAUUAAAAAUGAUUUGCAAGUAAAAAAUAAAUAAAACAUUUAUUCAAUUAAAAAACGAUUCAUAAGUAAAAAAACACAAUUUUCUUAAAUUAAGAAAUUAUUUGCAAGUUAAAAAAAAUGUAUUUAAUUAAAAACGAUUCUUAAGUAAAAAAAAAAAAAGUUCUUCAAUUACAAAAAUUAUUUGCAAGUAAAAAAAAAAAAAUUCAAUUAAAAAACGAUUCAUAAGUAAAAAAAAUUCUUCAAUGAAAAAAAUAUUUGCAAGUCAAUUUUUUUUCUUCCAUUAGAAAACGAUUAAUAAGUAAAAAUAACAAAACAAUUUUUUUCUAUUAAAAAAUUAUUUGCAAGUGAAAAAAAAAUGUCUUCCAUUAAAAAAACAAUUCAUAAGUAAAAAAAAAAAUGUAUUCAAUGAAAAAAUGAUUUGCAAGUAAAAAAAAAAAUUCUUCAAUUAAAAAAAUAUUCGGAAGUAAAAGAAAACACAAUUUUCUUCCAUUAAAAAAUUAUUUUCAAGUAAAAAAAAACAAUAAUUUUCUUGAAUUACAAAACCUACUUUCUUCAAUUAAAAAAAACGAUUCACAAGUAUUAAAAAAUAUUUUAUUUAAUAAAAAAACAAUUAGCAAUUAUAAAACCAAUUUUCUUCAAUAAAAAUGAUUCGCAAGUAAAAAAAAGUUUUCUGCAAGCAAAAAAAAUAUUUGUAAGUAUAAAGACGAUUUCUGAAAGUAAAAAAACACCUUGUGGGAAAAAAAACAUGUCAACAAGUAAAAAAAAAAAAGAUUUGCAAGUAUAAAAACUAUUUUUCUUUCAUUUAAAAAAUCAUUAGCAAUUAUAUAAAAAAAAAUCUUUCAAUAAAAAUAAUAAUAUGCAAGUAAAAAUCAAAUUUUCUGCAAGUACAUUUGUUUUUGCAAGUAUAAAAACUAUUUUCUGCAAGUAAAAAAUGCCUGGAAAAAAAAAACGUUCUGCAAGUAAAAAAACGAUUCGCAAGUAUGAAAACUGUUUUCUUCAAUAAAAAAAAAAAAGAUUUGCUCCAAAAAAAUUUCUUCAGUUUGAAAAAACGACAAGCAAAAUAAAAUUUUCUGCUAGUAAAAAGCAGCAUUUGUAAGUAUAAAAACUAUUUUCUUUAAUUAAAAAAAUUAUUUCUAAAUAUAAAAACUAUUUUUUGCCAGUAAAAAAACGCCUCGCAAAAAAUCAACCUAAUUUUAUGCAAGUAAAAAAACGAUUCGCAAGUAUACUUUUUUCUUCUUCAAUUUACAAAACGAUUCGAAAGUAAAAAUAAAAUUUUCUAUAAGUAAAAUAAAAAUUCUGCAAGUAAAAAAACUAUACGGGGAUACAAAAACUAUUUGUCGAUUGAAAGAAACAAUUUGCAAGUAUAAAAACUGUUUUCUUCAAGCAUUAAUAUUCCACCCUGUGCCAUCCACAACCACAAGCUCAACCUGUAAGUUUCCCCUCUCUUCUGUCCUGCCUCUUCUUCUUUGUUAUUUUGGGCGGACGGCACCAUGCGCAAACAACAGUAGCUCUGACGGCCUUAAAUUGACUCAGCAGCGCCACCUGUCGUUGUAGAGGGUGCUCUGAGUGAAAAGUGUGUGCGGAAUAUUACUGACAAAACUUAAAGAAAAUAGUUUUUAGACACGCCAAUCGUUUAUUACUUGCAGAAAAUGUCUUUUAUACUUGAGAAUCGGGUUUUUUUAAUGGAAGAAAUGUAUUUUUAUAUGGUGGGGUGUGAGUAACAACACGUUUGGCAGUGAUUUCACUCAAACGGCGGCGACGCGCUCGCAGACAAACGUGAACUAACUUGAAAUCCUCCCUCCUCUCGCUCACUUUUCACCGCCGCUGGUCACAUUUUGCAGAGUCGGGACAUUUUUCUGCAGGCGUGAUAACGACAAGCACCACAUUUCACUUGUAAUGAUUUGAAUAGAUCAAAUUAGCGACGGAUCAAACGAGACUGAAGCACCGAUGCCUUAUGAAACUGACACCGUGUCACAGGACGUGUGUGUGUCACUUUAAGAGAACACACGUGAAGGAUAUGACUUCUUCGGACCGUACGACGUGGAGAAGGAGUGGCGUCCAUUUCAGAGAAAAAACCCAAAGUGUGGCACCAUUUUAACCCUAUGGCGCCAAAUAAGGUCAUUUUUUUCUCUUCGCUAUUUAGCUUAUUGACCAGAAUUGUACGUAUCAUAUUCCUUUCUGCAUAGAUAUCCCUUAAAAAAUAUUGUACGCCAAAUAUGACCGACAGAUGACCAUUAUGAAACACGAACACAGUAUCAGCGCAGGUAGUGAGUGUGCCAUACACUCACUGGUGAAAAUAACGUAGUUAAAAAUGCUUGCAUGAAUCAUUCAUACACAGAUGAUUUUGAUGGCACUUUUCACUUCAGAAUAGAUCAAACCGUUACCAAGUUUUGAGCAAAUACAUGAUUUAAGUGGACAUUUAAAAAGUAAAAGUGCAUUUGUGUCCAUCUAUUGGGCUCUUUUUGGAGUUGAUGCAAGGUAGUUUUCAGCGGCGAUUCAUCCAAAUUGGAAAGCUAGAUUAAUCUGAUUAAAAAUGUCAUCAUAUAUAAUCUUACUAACAGUUAUUUUCCCUCGCCAAACUACCAGUUUACAAUUUGCUCUUUUUUUAAAGCGUAUUCUACGUACUUAAUGGCCUAAAUUACGCAUUUUUCUUUAUAAAGCAGUGUCAUGUCUCAUAAUGGUCAUAAUAAACUGUUUUUUAUGCUCCAACUAUAAAAAUGUUCCAUUUACAACCAAUAAUUCCUACUUUGCGAAAGCUAAUUUACCCACGGUCAGGCCCGGAACCAAUUAACAGCCAGGGAUUACAGUAGCCAAUGACAUUCUGAGGCACAAGUCUGUCGACCAAUCAGCAGACAAGAGUGUGUUUAGCUCCGCCCUUCACGAGCGUAGCGGCGCCUCAAAGAAGCUGCAAAAACAGACGACACACAGACGUCAAGUUUUGUUCUGGAAAGUUCUCUCAGCAAAUUGCGCUGUCGCCAUGACGACGAAUCAGACGUGGAGCAGACUGAAUGGGUUAAAGAUGGAAGCAUGACGGAAGUUAUUAUCCUCUCAGUAUUGUACAAAGGGAAAUUACACACAAAAAUGCUUUUAGUCACGCCCAACACAACAAACUAUUUUGCAUUUUAAAAAUGAUUAGCAAGCACGAAAACUAUUUUCGUCAAUUAAAAGAAUGAUUCGCAAGUAAAAAAAAACAAUUUUCUUCAAUUAAAAAACGAUUUGCAGGUUACAUUUUUUUUUCUUCAAUUAAAAAAAUGAUUCGCAAGAAAAAUAACUAAUUUCUUCAAUUAAAUGAACGAUUUGCAAGUAAAAAAAACGAUUUCCUGCUAGUUAAAAAUUUAUAAAAAAGUAUAAAAACAAUUUCCUCAAUUAAAAAAAAUAUUUUUCAAAUAAAAAAAAACGAUUCGCAAGUUUAAAAACAAUUUUCUUCAUUUAAAAUAAUUAUUCGUAAGUAAAAAACACAUUUCUUCGAUUGAAAAAAUUUCUCAAGCAAAAAACAAAUUUCUUUAAAAAAAAAAAAGAUUUUCUGCUAGUAAAAAACGAUUCAUAAGUAUAAAAAUUAUUUUCUUCAAAUAAAAAAAAAAAGUUUUGUAAGUAAAAAAACAAAUGUCUUCGAUUAAAAAAAUAAUUUCUUCAACUAAAACAUUAUUGACAAGCAAAAAACAAUUUUCUUCAAUAAAAAACGAUUAGCAAGUUAAAAAAAACUAUUUUCUGCUAUUAAAAAAAUUAUUCAUAAACAUAAAAAUAAUUUUCUUCAACAAAAACACUGAUUUGCAAACAUAAUUUUUUUCAAUUAAAAAACGACUCAAGUAAAAAAACGAUUUUCUUCAAUUAAAUGAACUAUUUGUGAGUAUAAAAACUAUUUUCUGUAUCUAAAAAACAAUUCCUAAGUAUAAAAACACAUUUCUUAUAAUAAAAAAAUGUCUUCAUUCAAAAAAAGAUUCGUAAAAAAAAAAAGUUCUUCAAUUAAAAAAAGUAUAAAAUAAUUUUCUUCAAAAAACCGAUUCGUAAGUAAAAAAAAACAAAAACUAAUUUCUUCAAAUAAAAACCGAUUCGCAUGUUUAAAAAAAAAUACUUUCUGCUAGUAAAAAAAUUAAUAAGCAUAAAAAUAAUUUUCUUCAAUAAAAACACUGAUUUGCAAACAGAAUUUUUUUCAAUUAAAAAACGACAAGUAAAAAACUAUUUUCUUCAAUUAAAUGAACUAUUUGUGACUAUAAAAACUAUUUUCUGUAUCUAAAAAACAAUUCCUAAGUAUAAAAACACAUUUCUCAUAAUGAAAAAUGUCUUCAUUCAAAAAACGAUUCGUAAAAAAAAACCAAAGUUCUUCGAUUAAAAAAAGUAUUAAAAUAAUUUUCUUCAAAAAAACGAUUUGUAAGUUAAAAAAACAAACACAUUUCUUCAAAUAAAAACCGAUUCGCAAGUUUAAAAAAAAUACUUUCUGCUAGUAAAAAAAUUCUUCAUAAGCAUAAAAAUUAUUUUCUUCAAUAAAAACCACAGAUUCGCAAAACAUUUUUUUCAAAGAAAAAACGACUCAAGUAAAAAAACUAUUUUCUUUAAUUAAAUGAACUAUUUGUAAGUAUAAAAACUAUUUUCUGUGUCUAAAAAACAAUUCCUAAGUAUAAAAACACAUUUCUUCAAUGAAAUGAGCGAUUCGUAAGUAUAAAAAAUCAGUUUCAACUUCCCCUCUCUUCUAUCCCCACCCUAAUUCUUCUUAUUUUGGGCAGACGGCACCAUGCGCCAACAACAGUCGUUCCUUAAAUGGACUUAGCAGCGCCACCUGUGGUUGUAGAGUGCAGGUGUGUGGAUCACAUAAAAUAUUACUGCCAACACUUUCAACUUGAACACGGUUUUCACACUUGCCGAUCCUUUUUUUAAUUGAAGAAAACAUUUCUUAUACUUUGGAAUCCUGUUCAUUUUUAAUGAAAGAAACAUGUUUGGUUUUUUUUACUUGCUAAUCAUGAAACAUGUUUUGUUUUUUUACUUGCCAAUCAUGAAACAUGUUUUUUUUUUUUUUACUUGCCAAUCAUGAAACAUGUUUUUUGUUACUUGCCAAUCAUGAAACAUGUUUUUUUUUGUUUUUUACUUGCCAAUCAUGAAACAUGUUUUUUUUUUUACUUGCCAAUCAUGAAACAUGUUUUUUUUUUUUUUACUUGCCAAUCAUGAAACAUGUUUUUUUUUUUUUUUUACUUGCCAAUCAUGAAACAUGUUUUUUUUUUUUUUUACUUGCCAAUCAUGAAACAUGUUUUUUUUUUUUUAACUUGCCAAUCAUGAAACAUGUUUUUUUUUUUUUUUUACUUGCCAAUCAUUGGGCGUGAGUAACAAUGUUUUUGUGAGUUUGGGCAGUAGUUUGGCUCUAUAGUAUUGCGUUCAAUUAGGCCACGCCCCUUGUCACCUCUACCUUCCUAACGAGGUUGUUCCAGGAAAGUAAAACUGCCAUUCCACACACACACACACACACACACACACACACACACACACACACACACACACACACACACACACACACACACACUGACUUGAAGAUGCAGAUGGACCAAAGCAGUAAAGCCAUCGUGCACACCUUCCUUCCUUCCUUCCUUCCUUUCUACAUUCCUUCCUUCCUUCCUUGAUGCUGCCCCCCCCCCUCCCCUCAUCCCCAUUCUUCUUACAUCUUAAUAAAUGUGCCUUUUGAUUUGAGUAAUCAAUCCCUUUUUGAUUUCCAAGUAACUCUGUACUCACCACUCUUUGAUUUCUGCCAAUGUGCAUCUUUUCCAAUGUAGUAUUUAUGAGUUGGAAAGUACUAUUUAUUUAUGGAGAUAUUUAUUCUGAUGAUCUUUAUUUGCUUUGGAGGCAGGUUUUUACUCUUCCGUGCUGUCUUACUUCUGACUUUGUGCCAAUGUGCUGCUUUGAGGUGUUACAUAUGGUGGGUUUGUAUCGUUAUUAAACCCUCACUCUAUAUUUUACACGCUGCUGUCCUUUUUACACCAACUUUUGGGGGAUGAAUGAGAA